AUGGCAAAUGAAACCACUCCUGUCCGAGCAGGGGCCGUAAAUGUACCUUUGGGGCAUGUGAUCGGCAAUGAGAAAUGGAAAGGAUCGCAGAUUGCUCAGGGAAUACAAGGGAAAGUUAAGCUAAUUUUAGAAGAUGGCUUAGGAAUUGUGGACUUCCAUCUUUCAAACAGAACUUGCAUUCUUUAUAUUUCUGAAGCUGACCUGGUAGCUGGAAAUGGCUUCAAACGACGACUUGUUCGCUUUAGGAAUGCCAGCAGUCUUCAAGGAAUUGUCAUAGUUGAGAAAACUCAGCUAAGUGAUCAGUAUUUCCCGGCAGUGCAGAAAUUUGUUGCUUUGGAACUUGGAAUGACGUUACUUCCAGUGGCCAACCAGGGAGAAGCAGCACAGCUUAUUAUCCAGCUAGUCCAGGAGCAAGCUAAAGACCGAGCCAGCAACCCGUUCCUUAAUCAGAAAGGACCUCGGCUCUUGGAGGCUUCUGUAUUCCAGACAGUUCAGCAGAUUCCAGGAGUUGGGAAAACGAAAGCUUUGCUGCUCCUGGAACAAUUUGGAAACAUCCACCAGAUUUGUAACGCAACCCUUCAGGAGCUUGAGCAGGUAGUUGGACGCGCAGUAGCACAACAGAUCCAUACGUUCUUUACACAAACUAAGUAACGUCAUCUUGUUGGCAUGAAAGAUGAGCGUCUUGGGAGAAAUGGUUCUCUCUUGAACAUCAGCCUGCUUAAUAGAUGCCCGAGAGAUACACAGCUGGAUUUUGCUUCAUCUAACGGAAGGUCUUUAAACAUUCUUUGCUGCAUCACCUCUGCAGGCUCGAUGCUGAGUUUAAAUGACAAGGAUGCCUGGACAUACUAUGCAGGAGUAAGGCAGUAUCACAGCCCUCCAUGGAUAGCCCUGAAGUGCCAAUACAGCACCAUGCACCAAGAGGAGCUACAUAAUGACAUUCCUUCUGUCUACUCAAUUCUGUCCCUGUUGGGAGAAUUUUAAAUUUAAAUUUUGUUUAGCUUUUGAUAGGAAUAGUGGAAACUGACCACUGUUAGGGUAAGUGUCAAGUACAUGUUAUGAGUCAGGUAGAAAUCUUCCUGAUUGCCUGCUCAAAAAGAAAGCACUGCCCAGUCCCCGAGUGUAUUUAUUUUAAAAUAUUUUUAUGCCUCUUUGCAUUUGAAGAUUGCAUGAAUCUAAAACUAAACAGUGUGAGAGUCUAAAGCCAUUU
Messenger RNA from Gekko japonicus, 1207 nucleotides. RefSeq names its product Fanconi anemia core complex associated protein 24 (gene FAAP24). Gene Ontology annotation, molecular function: chromatin binding. The record is from RefSeq and is a predicted model, not a curated record. Gene Ontology annotation, biological process: interstrand cross-link repair. Bases 1 to 651 code for a protein of 216 amino acids. Gene Ontology annotation, cellular component: Fanconi anaemia nuclear complex. NCBI's taxonomy places the organism in Eukaryota, Metazoa, Chordata, Lepidosauria, Squamata, Gekkonidae. The transcript has 4 exons.